CACCCCAAUGGCUUCAGCCGUACCCUUGACAAUGAUGUGGGAGGAGGUCACGUGCUCUAUCUGCCUGGAUCCCAUGGUGGAGCCUAUGAGCAUUGAAUGUGGUCAUAGCUUCUGCCAGGAGUGCAUCUCUGAGGUCGGGAAAGAAGGGGGUAGCGUCUGUCCUGUGUGCCGGCGCCACUUCCUGCUCCAGAAUCUCCGGCCCAAUCGACAGGUAGCCAACAUGGUGGACAACCUUAGAAAAAUCAGCCAGGGUGCCAAGGAGAGCCCACACGGGGAGCUGUGUGUGGUGCACAGAGAGAAAAUUCACCUCUUCUGUGAGGAAGAUGGGAAGGCCCUUUGCUGGGUGUGUUCCCAGUCCCAGAAACACCGUGAUCAUCCCAUGGUCCCUAUUGAGGAGGCUGCUCAGGAGUACCAGGAGAAGCUUCAGGUGGCACUGAAGAAACUAAGAGAUAAGCAGGAGAUGGCUGAGAAGCUGGAAUUGGACAUUGCAAUGAAGAAAGCAUCCUGGAAGGGGAAGGUAGAGGCGCAGAAAUUAAGAAUUCAUGAAGAGUUUAUAAGGCAGAAAAACUUCCUGGCCGAAGAGGAGCAGAGGCAACUGCAGAAACUAGAGGAGGAGGAGAGGCAACAGCUGAGAACACUGGGCGACACAGAGGCCAGGCUGGCGCAGCAGAUCCAGGCCUUGCAGGAGCUGAUCGCAGAGCUGGAGAGAAGGAGGCGGGGCUCAGCGCUGGAGCUCCUACAGGAGGUGAAAAGUGUCCUGGAAAGGAGUGAAUCAUGGAACCUGAAGGAGGUGGAUGUUGCCUCCACAGACCUGAGGAAUGUAUUCUAUGUGCCCGGGGUUAAGAAGAUGCUGAGGACGUGUGGAGUACACAUCACCCUGGAUCCACAGACAGCCAAUCCAUGGCUCAUCCUUUCGAAAAAUCGGAGACAAGUGAGGCUUGCAAACACCCGGCAGGACGUGCCAGAAAAUGAGGAGAGAUUUGAUACUUACCCCAUGGUACUGGGUGCCCAGCGCUUUGACUCCGGGAAAGUUUACUGGGAGGUAGAUGUGACGGGAAAGGAAGCCUGGGACCUGGGUGUUUGUAGAGACAAUGUGAGGAGGAAGGGGCAGUUUAUGCUCAACUCUGACAAUGGCUUCUGGAUAAUCUGGCUAUGGAACAAACAAAAAUAUGAGGCUGGCACCUGCCCCCAGACUCCCCUCCACCUUCAGGUGCCUCCAAGCCGAAUUGGGAUCUUCCUAGAUUAUGAGGCCAGCACUGUCUCUUUCUACAACAUCACUGACCACGGCUCCCUCAUCUACACCUUCUCUGAAUGUGCCUUUGCUGGACCUCUGCGGCCCUUCUUCAAUCCUGGUUUCAAUGAUAGAGGAAAAAACUCAGCCCCUCUGAUCCUCUGUCCACUUUAAGACCUGCUGGUAGGGAUCUAGAUGAUUCUCUCUGGACACAAGCAACCCCUCUGUUGGUUCCACUCCUCAGCCAGUGGCCCUGUCUCAUGUGCCCAUGAACUGCAAACCACCUUCGUCUCUGCAGAUGUGUCAGGAUGCCACAGGCAAACUGGCACCAAGGUCACCCGCGGUCUAUGUCAAAUGACCUACAGCACCAGGAUUCCUGCCCUAUGUUGCUUUAUGAUUCCCUCCAUGGAACAAACUACUUGCAUUUGGCCCCCAAACUCAUCUGGAUCAACUAAAGCAUGUUUCUGCCUUCUUCAUGUGUUUUGCUUUCUCCUCUCCAUCUCCAGGCUUUUGGUCCAGUCUCUACUAUUUAUCUUGCAAAGUGAAAGUGAAGU
Budorcas taxicolor (takin) is the source of this 1785-nucleotide messenger RNA. RefSeq names its product tripartite motif containing 21 (gene TRIM21). The coding region runs from base 8 to 1405 and encodes 465 amino acids. Gene Ontology annotation, molecular function: protein binding; zinc ion binding. The record is from RefSeq and is a predicted model, not a curated record. Lineage: Eukaryota; Metazoa; Chordata; Mammalia; Artiodactyla; Bovidae. The transcript has 6 exons.